GUCCUCACCAACUUCGGCGUGUUCGGCGGCGACGGCGAGGCCGCCCCCCAGGAGCUGCAGCGCACCCCGCGGCACGGCGACGCCACCCGGCGCGAUCUCGAGAUCCUCUCCUGGCUCCGCGAACGCCGGGGGCGCGUGGCCGCGUGGGCGGCGCUGGACGCCUCGGACCUCCUCAGGUGGCCCAGCGCGCAGCACCUCGAG
Molecule: messenger RNA, 201 nt
Organism: Prorocentrum cordatum
Lineage: Eukaryota; Dinophyceae; Prorocentrales; Prorocentraceae
Source: the annotation of a GenBank genome assembly